AGUGUGACUGAGAGGAGAAAUGGAGCAGCUGGACCGAGAAACCUUCUCCUGUUCCAUCUGUCUGGAUCUACUGAAGGAUCCGGUGGCUAUUCCCUGUGGACACAGCUACUGUAUGAACUGUAUUACAAACUUCUGGGAUGAAGGUGAGAAAAAGAAAAACUACCACUGUCCUCAGUGCAGGAAAACCUUCACACAGAGGCCUGACCUGCAGAAAAACGCCAUGUUAGCAGCUUUAGUGGAGCAGCUGAAGAAGACUGGACUCCAAGCUGCUCCUGCUGAUCUCCACUAUGCUGGACCUGAAGAUGUGGCCUGUGAUUCCUGCACUGGAAGAAAACUGAAAGCCAUCAAGUCCUGUUUAUUCUGUCUGGCCUCUUUCUGUGAGAAACACCUUCAGCCUCAUCAUGAUGUGGCUCCAUAUAAGAAACACAAGCUGGUGGAGCCGUCCAAGAACCUCCAGGAGAACAUCUGCUCUCGUCAUGAUGAGGUGAUGAAGAUGUUCUGCCGCACUGAUCAGAAGUGUAUCUGUUAUCUCUGCUCUGUGGAUGAACAUAAAGGCCACGACACAGUCUCAGCUGCAGCAGAAAGGACUGAGAGGCAGAGAGAGCUGGAGGAGAGACGAGGAAAAAUCCAGCAGAUGAUCCAGGACCAGGAGAAAAAUGUGAAGCUGCUUCAACAGGAGGUGGAGGCCAUCAAUCACUCUGCUGAGAAAGCAGUGGAGGACAGUGAGAAGAUCUUCGCUGAGCUGAUCCGUCUCCUCCAGAAAAGAAGCUCUGAGGUGAAGCAGCAGAUCAGAUCCCAGCAGGAAACUGAAGUGAGUCGAGUCAAAGAUCUUCAGGAGAAGCUGGAGCAGGAGAUCACUGAGCUGAAGAGGAAAGACGCUGAGCUGGAGCAGCUCUCACACACAGAGGAUCACAACCAGUUUCUCCUCAACUACCCCUCACUGCCAGCACUCAGUGAGUCUACACACUCAUCCAGCAUCAACAUCCGUCCUCUGAGACACUUUGAGGACGUGACAGCAGCUGUGUCAGAGCUCAGAGAGAAACUACAGGACGUCCUGAGAGACUCAUGGACAAACAUCUCGGUGAUGGUCACUGAUGUGGAUGUUCUACUGUCAGAACCAGAACCAAAGAGCAGAGCUGGAUUCUUAAGAUAUUCAUGUGAAAUCACACUGGACCCAAAUACAGCACGCAGUUUUCUGUUACUAUCAGAGGGAAACAGGAAGGUGACAUUAAUGAAGCGGGAUCAGUCUUAUUCUAGUCACCCAGACAGAUUUACUGGUUGGUUUCAGGUUCUGAGUAGAGAGAGUCUGACUGGAUGUUGUUACUGGGAGGUGGAGUGGAGCGGGAAAGGGGUUUAUGUAGCAGUCGCAUACAAGAACAUCAGCAGAGUAGGAGUUGGGAAUGAAUGUGGAUUUGGACGUAAUGACAAAUCUUGGGCAUUAGAGUGUUACCAAAACAGUUUUAGAUUUGGUCACAAUAAUAUCUGGACCUCCAUCUCAGGUCCUGGUUCCUCCAGAAUAGGAGUUUACCUGAAUCACAGAGCAGGUAUUCUGUCCUUCUACAGCGUCUCUGAAACCAUGACUCUCCUCCACAGAGUCCAGACCAGAUUCACUCAGCCGCUACUGGCUGGAGUUUGGGUUUGUAACACUGGAACCUCUGCAGAGAUCUGUGAACCCAAAUAGAUUUUCUCUUUCUUUUUUUUUCUGAUUGAUCACGGUUCAUUGUUCUGAUGUCUUUGCUCUGCUGUUCUGCUCUUUAUGUUUCUGGUUUCAAUUGUAGUUCUGUGUUUCAGGAUUCAUAAAGUAAAACAUUGCUGAUUUAUUUUGUUCUUAUGACAGAAAUAUUUCUCCACAUGAAAAUAUAAAAUUCUCUGGACUUUAAUAGUUUUUGCUUUAAUAUUUAUAUUGAUGUAUUUGGAUGUUCUGAUUGUUCUUAUUUUAAUCAGUUGAGAUUGAAGUGAACUGAACUUGCUACUGUUUUCUUUAUUGAUCAAAAACAAAACAAAGAAUAAAAUUUAAACUAACACCAACUCACAACUGACGCUGUUUUUCUUCAAUUCUUUAGAUUCAAAUCAGAAAAACAUUUCUCUUUUGCAUUCUUAAAAAAACUAUUACAGAUUAAUUUUUUAAGUUUUCUCCUCGUUAUUACAAUAAAUUGUGACUUUUGUCAAAUAAAGUGCAGAAACUUUUCCUUCAGUCUCAUUUGAUGCUGGAGAAGAUCAGA
Messenger RNA from Xiphophorus hellerii (green swordtail), 2222 nucleotides. Its product is annotated as tripartite motif-containing protein 16-like. Gene Ontology annotation, molecular function: protein binding; zinc ion binding. The record is from RefSeq and is a predicted model, not a curated record. The coding region runs from base 20 to 1681 and encodes 553 amino acids. Lineage: Eukaryota; Metazoa; Chordata; Actinopteri; Cyprinodontiformes; Poeciliidae. The transcript has a single exon.